Oldenlandia corymbosa var. corymbosa is the source of this 1946-nucleotide messenger RNA. The record is from the annotation of a GenBank genome assembly. NCBI's taxonomy places the organism in Eukaryota, Viridiplantae, Streptophyta, Magnoliopsida, Gentianales, Rubiaceae.
CAGGUUAAAAACUCCCUUAAUUUCAAAAUAAGCCUCUCCAACUACGCUCCUUUUUUCCCUUCUCCUUUCAGAAAAAAACCUAUAAAUUACAGAAACCAAACACAACCAACGAAAAAAAAAAAAAAAAAUCCUUCCUUUCUCCUCUGAUGGUGUCAUUUGUAUGAACCAAUAUAACACCACAUUAAGUUCUUUUCUUUCUUUCAAUUUCGUAUUCAAAUCUGUUUUCUUUGCGUCUUAGAUAUAUAUAUGAUCACACCUUCCUCAUCUUUUUUUCAUCAAUAAAUAGCAGACAGAAAUGGGAAGAAGAGGAAGAAGAAGCAGUAACAGAGCCAUGGAGCCUUCUCUGUUUCUGAAAAUGGGAUUGGCCCUUUUGGUUCUGUCCGUUGCUUUUGUUCAUGGAAAUCCCACAGUCAAUGCUCAUUCCUACGCUUCUCCAAGAACGUAUAUUGAUGAAUUGAGACGAAUGCAGAGUAGUUAUAUUUUGCAGCAGAAAAUUCCGGGUUCUUCUUUACCUGAUGAAUUGAGUCCAACACCAGCACAAGCUCCUCCGGUCGCGCCGAGGCCUAAUGUGUAUAAGGUAACAUCAUACGGGGCGGACCCGACUGGGAAAACUGACAGUAUGGAUGCAAUUUCAAGGGCCAUUACUGAUGCACUUGAAGGUCCAACUAAUGGGUUCUUGAUCGCCGGAAUUGCUAAUCUUGGUGGUGCCCGGAUUGAUCUUGAAGGUGGGAAUUACUUAAUUAGCCGCCCCCUCCAGCUGGCCGCCGGCAAGGGUAAUCUCUUGAUACAUGGAGGAACAUUGAAGGCAUCAGACACUUUUCCAGGUGACAGAUACUUGAUUGAGUUAUCAUCCAAAAACAACAAUGGGGCAUUCAAUAAUGAGUUUGUUACUUUAAGGGAUCUGUUGCUGGAUUCAAGUUAUAGGGGUGGAGGCAUUUUUGUGUUGAAUUCACUCAGAACAACCAUUGACAACUGUUACAUCACACAUUUUACUACAAAUGGAGUUUUAGUCCAAGAUGGUCAUGAAACCUUAAUAAGGAACAGCUACCUAGGUCAGCACAUUACCGCCGGGAGCGAUCCCGGCGAGAGAUACUUCUCAGGCACCGGAAUCCACCUGAUGGGAAACGACAACGUUGUGUCAGAUGUGGUGAUCUUCUCGGCCGCGAUCGGGAUCAUGGUUUCGGGCCAGGCCAAUACCAUUUCAGGUGUACAUUGUUACAACAAAGCCACCGGUUUCGGCGGCACGGGGAUUUACCUCAAAGUACCAGGUUUGACACAAACCAGGAUUGUCCAUUCUUACCUGGAUUACACAGGAAUUGUGGCAGAGGAUCCUGUUCAGCUCGAUAUCGCAAACUGUUUCUUCCUUGGAGACGCAUUCAUCGUCCUGAAAUCGAUCAAAGGGGAGAUUUCUGGAGUGAACAUUGUGGACAACAUGUUUUGUGGUUCUGACAAGGGGAUUGACAUUGUUCAGUUGGACCAGAGAAAUGGCCCUUUCAAUCAGAUUCAUCAGGUUGUCGUCGACCGGAACAACGUAAAAGGGAUGAAACUCAGGGCAACUGUGGCUAGAGGAUCCGUACAAGGAAAUGGACCAUCAUGGAUGGUGGAUUUCAAUCCAAUUCUGGUGUUUCCUGAUUUUGUGAAUCAUGUUCAGUAUACAUUCAGCCCAAGUGAGAGUCUCUACCCUAACCAUGCUCUUAGGAAUAUAUCCCACAAUAAUGUAAUGAUUGAAUCAGAUGUCCCUUGUCCGGCCACUGUUUUUGUCAGUGUGCAUCAAGGGGCCUCAUUUUAUUCUAGCUAAUAUUUCUCCUAUCAGGCCAUUUUCAGCUUCAUCGAUUCUUAUUACCCUAACGAAAAUUGUCAAUAGGGGCUCUGAGGAAAUUAUUAAUUAUGUAUAUGGAAAUUCUUCAAACAAAAUAUAAUUUGACUUCAGUGAUUUCUCAUUUUUA